AUGAGAAGCCCAUAUUUCUUACUACUCUCUGGGACAGUAGCCAGAGCAAUUGUAGCUGCAGAAGCCCCUCGGCCACGGGGCGUUGGCCCUGAAUUUGCCAAAUACUACAAAGACUCGGAAACGUUCACAUGCAUAUCUGCCCCCUCGAUACACCUUUCCGUUGCUCGUCUAAACGACGAUUUCUGCGACUGCCCUGACGGUUCCGAUGAACCUGGCACCUCUGCCUGCGCACACCUUUCUCCCCUCUCUCCGGCCUUCCUUGGAUCGACUCCCAGCGAUGAUUUAGAUACUACAACUGCACUACCUGGCUUUUACUGCAAGAAUAAAGGCCAUCACCCAAGCUAUGUCCCUUUUACAGUUGUUAAUGAUGGCGUCUGCGACUACGAGUUUUGCUGCGAUGGGAGUGAUGAAUGGGCGAGGGUUGGCGGUGUGAAAUGCGAGGACCGGUGCAAAGAGAUUGGCAAGGAAUGGAAGAAACAGGAUGAGCAGAGGCAGAAAUCGCUCUCCAAUGCAGCGAAGAGGAGGAAGGAGAUAGUGGCGGAUGCUGAGAGACUGAGAAAGGAGGUCGAAGACCGAUUACAGUCGUUGCGAACAGAGAUUCAGGGCGGAGAGAUGAAGGUGAAGGCUCUUGAAUCAGACCUGGCGGAGGCUGAAAGACAGGAAAGGAGUAAGGUCGUCAGGAGUCCCAAAGAACUAAGUAAGAUGGGCCUGUUGGCCCAGCUUGCGAAGGAUAGGACAGAGGAGCUUCGGGAAUCACUAGUGGAGGUGCGAGUUCAGAGAGAUACGGGCAAAGAGAGGAUUGCAGAGCUGGAAGGGAUACUGUCAACGUUCAAGGAGGAGUACAACCCUAACUUCAACGACGAAGGUGUUAAGAGAGCUGUCAGGAGCUGGGAAGAAUAUGCUGCCCGGGACAAGCCUGCGCUUGGCGAUGAUGCCCAUGACCGAGACCUCGACGAGAUAGCGAAGCCCGAUGGUGAGACUGGCGCUAUCAAGUGGAGUGAAUGGGAGGAGCCUGAGGAGAGUGAUGUCGGCGUUCUCUACAAAUUUGCAGCCUACCUCCCCACCACCGUGAGAGACUGGCUUGACCAAAAGCUCCGCGACUUCCGGGUGAUACUUGUGGACAACGGCAUCCUCGCCGCCACUCACUCCCCUGAUGGCGAAUCCAAAGGACUCGCAGAUGCCCGUAACGCUCUCAAAGCCGCCCAAGACAGCCUGAACGAGAACAACAAGCAACUCAAUACCCAUCAAGAAGACCUCGACAAAGAUUACGGCGCCGACGAUGUGUUCCGCGCUCUCAAAGGGCAGUGCGUCAGCAAGGAUUCUGGUGAGUAUACAUACGAGCUAUGCUGGCUGGACAAGACGAAGCAGAAAUCGAAAAAAGGCGGCUCUCAGACUGUUAUGGGAAAUUUCGUGUCCGUCGAAAGAAUCCUGGUUGAUGAUGAGGUCCCACCUGACGGAAAGGGGCUAGGCAGUGGGGAGAGAGUGGCGCUGAGAUAUGGGAAUGGGCAACAUUGCUGGAAUGGACCGAAUAGGAGUACGCUCGUUGUGCUGGCAUGUGCAGAGAAGGACGAAGUAUGGAAGGUAACAGAGGAAGAGAAGUGUGUGUAUAGGAUGGAGGUGGGGACGCCUGCUGUCUGUGGAGUGGGCGAGAAGAGGGAGGAGAGGCCUAAAGAUGAGCUAUAG
Letharia columbiana is the source of this 1683-nucleotide messenger RNA. RefSeq lists its product as uncharacterized. The transcript is spliced from 3 exons. Gene Ontology annotation, cellular component: glucosidase II complex. Gene Ontology annotation, biological process: N-glycan processing. The record is from RefSeq and is a predicted model, not a curated record. Lineage: Eukaryota; Fungi; Ascomycota; Lecanoromycetes; Lecanorales; Parmeliaceae. The coding region runs from base 1 to 1683 and encodes 560 amino acids.